Lactuca saligna is the source of this 918-nucleotide messenger RNA. NCBI's taxonomy places the organism in Eukaryota, Viridiplantae, Streptophyta, Magnoliopsida, Asterales, Asteraceae. The record is from the annotation of a GenBank genome assembly.
AUGACGGAGUUGGAUCCCAUCAUCACGGCCGACGUACCUUUGUUCCACAUACUACCAAGGCUGCCUGUGAAGUCUCUUUUCCGUUUUUCAUGCGUUUCCAAGCAAUGCCGCCCUUUGCCAUUCAAAGUCGGACCUCAUCAAAAACUGUCGAUUGUAACAUCUUUGCAUGGAAUGAUAUGCGUACUCCUAACCAAACCUAGGAUGUUGUUUGAAUACUCUGAUCUAAUUUUAUGGAAUCCUGUGACGGAUGACUAUAAGACGUUGUCUAAAGCCGGUUCUCAUAAAGAUUGUUAUAAGAUCCAUGGACAUCAAUUUGGUUUCUAUUAUAGCUCUUCUGAGGAUGACUACAAGCUUGUAUGUGUAACCCGCCAUCCGAAUGCCUACAUAUACUCUUUGAAAUCCGACUCAUGGGGAAAAGUCGAGUCAAGUGUUUUGUUGCAUGAAAAUCCUUCUUUCAUGUUUGAGUUUGAACAACUCCUGGCUUCAAAAUCAUAUUCAAUUAUGACGUCCGACACAAAGAUGUCUGAAAAGUUAAGAGAUGUGGGAACCACCCGUUUCAAAAAUCGUAGGACAGAUUGUAUGGGUUUCAUGAUUGUAAGAGGGUGCAUUCACUUCUGUGUUGCAAUUAUAAAUUCUGUAGGUCGGUAUGAUACGAUCGAGUUGUGGAGGAUAAAUAGAUAUGGAUACUGGGACAAGGUGGUAACUUCUUCCCCGAAAGAGCAUUUGUCUUGUGAUGACCAGCCAUUGCACUUGAUGAGGAAUGGAAAUUGGCUCAUGCAUUCCAAAUGGAAAGAAUAUGUAUACGUACUAGAUACGAAGAAACAUACCGAACACAUCAUGUGUUCCAUUAGCAUGUCUUUCAAACCAGCAGGGAAAUACAUGGAGACUAUGGUGUCACCCAAUCAGUAUAUGAAUUAA